This is a messenger RNA of Musa acuminata AAA Group (dessert banana), 558 nucleotides long. RefSeq lists its product as uncharacterized. Gene Ontology annotation, biological process: endoplasmic reticulum unfolded protein response. Lineage: Eukaryota; Viridiplantae; Streptophyta; Magnoliopsida; Zingiberales; Musaceae. The record is from RefSeq and is a predicted model, not a curated record. The coding region runs from base 141 to 347 and encodes 68 amino acids. Gene Ontology annotation, cellular component: endoplasmic reticulum. The transcript has 3 exons.
GGAAGGAGCGCCGCGUCUCUACGGUUCAACCAUCCCGGUGUGGAGACAAAAGACGACUAGGCGUAGCCGUCUCCGUCUCCCGCUGCAAAUUUUCCCCCAUCCAGCGUCACGUUUCGGAUCGCCCUCCCCGACUUGUGAAGAUGACUACUUCAAGGCGCCUUGCUGACAGAAAAACUGAAAAAUUCCAGAAGAAUAUAACAAAGAGGGGCUCAGUACCUGAGACAACAGUGAAGAAGGGAAAUGGCUAUCCAGUUGGCCCUGUAGUGCUUGGGUUCUUUAUCUUUGUGGUCAUUGGAUCAUCUUUGUUUCAGAUAAUUAGGACAGCCACAAGUGGUGGGAUGGCGUGAAGCCGCCAUGGUGACGAAUAAUACACCUCAGUCGAGAAUGCGAUGGUUUGAUCUGCUCCCAAAAAGAGCGAAAUAUGAUAUACUUGAGAUCUUAAUUUGAGAAUCGAAUAUUGGUAUUGGAUAAUGAUGAUAUUUUCAAUGACCUUGUUGAUUCCUGAUUGGGAAUUCCGGAUUGGAUAAUAAUACUCGUAUUGUGUCCUGUCUCUUUUUA